Glossina fuscipes is the source of this 3149-nucleotide messenger RNA. RefSeq names its product zinc finger protein 616-like. Gene Ontology annotation, cellular component: nucleus. The record is from RefSeq and is a predicted model, not a curated record. Gene Ontology annotation, biological process: regulation of transcription by RNA polymerase II. NCBI's taxonomy places the organism in Eukaryota, Metazoa, Arthropoda, Insecta, Diptera, Glossinidae. Gene Ontology annotation, molecular function: zinc ion binding; RNA polymerase II transcription regulatory region sequence-specific DNA binding; DNA-binding transcription factor activity, RNA polymerase II-specific. The transcript has 7 exons. The coding region runs from base 63 to 3044 and encodes 993 amino acids.
GUGUUAAUUAACAAGUAAAGCCUAAAAGAAAAUUCAAUCCAAGUUAUUUCAAAUCUGUCAGGAUGGACAUGAUUUCUGUUAAUUCCCGUAUUUCUUGCGUUACUACACCUGAAGAUGUAAGAUGCCGUGCAUGCAUAAAGGCUGCAGCAAGUUAUCAGCCUUUAAAACAAACUAUUAACAAUUUAGAUACUCAGUCAAAAACAUACGGUGAGCUAUUGAAGGAUUUGUUGCAAUUAGAUUAUACUUCUGUUUUAGAGGACCAACUCCCUCAAAAAAUUUGCAAAAAAUGUGCCAGUUUGUUGAAGAAAGUCCACAUAUUUGUCUCAGAAGCACGUAAGCGACAUGAGGAACUUUUACGAUGUAUAAACGAUAUUAAAACUGAGGAUUGUUUACAAGAGAUGCCUAUUGAUCUGCUUCAGCUAAAGGAAAUUCAGAUUAAAGCAGAACCUGAACAUACCUUAUUGGAGCUCGUGGAAGUGCAUAUUAAAACAGAACCAGUGUUUAUAGAAUCUUUACAUAGUACAAAUGAACGACCUGUAGCUUCGCUUAAUACAUUCACAAAUCUUAAUAACGCUAAUGUAACAGAGGAAAAUACCUUAAGUAAUUUCGACUUGGAAAAUUUGAGCAAUGACGCUACUGACGUCUCCUCGGCUGCUGACGAUGAUGUGGCAGAAGUCUUUAGUUUACCUCAAAAAUCAUUGGCCGUGCGUUGUGAUGUUUGUGAUAAAGUAUACGACAAUGCGGUCGCUUUGAAGAAACAUAAAACAUACACUCAUAUGCCAGACGAACAAAAGAUACCUUGCGCGUUAUGUAACUUUAAAACUAGCCGUACGUCAGCAAUUAAAGUACAUUUAAGAACUAUUCAUGGUCCAGAGACCGUAGAUAAAUACUUUAAACCUCGCAGAGUCUUUAAAGGAAGCUUUUGCUGUACUUCAUGUCCUAAACGAUAUAGUCGCAAGGAUGAUCUGCAAAGGCAUAUCAAAAAAGUACACGUUAAUGGUGAGAAUUUAGUAAAGAAACCAAAAUCGAGCCAGAAAUCCAAAAAAAGAUCAAAUCAAACAUAUUUAUGCACUUUUUGUGGUCAAUCGUUUGCUGAAAAGGGCAAUUUGAGUAUACAUGUUCGCACUCAUACGGGCGAUAGGCCUUUUAAAUGCGAGUUUUGCGAGAAAGCUUUUCGAAGUUCAGAAACUUUAAAAUAUCAUCUGGUAACACAUAGCGAUGAAAAACCACAUACUUGUUCCGAAUGUGGCAAAUCAUUUAAACGUAAAGACAAGUUACGCACGCACAUGCGCGUUCAUUCUGAGUUACGACCUUAUAAGUGUAGCGAAUGUGAAAAAUCAUUUAAAUAUUCGUGCGUGCUUAAAACUCAUAUGCACAUUCACACGGGACAAACUCCAUUUGCUUGUAAAACUUGUGGAGAAAGCUUCUCAUUAAGAACAUCUCUAAAUGUACAUUGCGUGACAAAUGGCCACGACGAACAUAUACCCAAAGCCGGUUCAGCAAUGCCUGACUUAAUAGAAUCUACCAACAAGGGUGUGGAACGUUGUCAACGGCUUUGCAUUCUUCUGGAUCACCGACUACCGUGCCAAUACUGGGAGCCUCCAAGGAUUAUUGCAAUGGACACUAUGUCUACAGGUUCCGUCAGCCCAAGCAAAAUUAAAACUAAGGAUACAAGAUGCCGCACAUGUAUAAAAACUGCAUCAAGUUAUCUGUCCUUGCAACAAGAAAUUAACGAAGUUGAUAAUCAUUCAAAAACUUACGGCGAGCUAUUGAAGGAUAUAUUACAAUUGGAUUGUACUUCUGUUUUAGAAGAUCAACUGCCGCAAAAAAUAUGCAAAAAAUGCGCCAGUUUGCUAAAGAGAAUUCAUAAGUUUGUAAUACUAGCACGUAAGCGACAUGAAGAAUUUAUUUUAUGCAGUCUUACAACUCAAAACUGCUUGAAAGAAAUUCCCAUUGAUUUGCCUUUACUUAAUGAUGUACAAAUUAAGGCAGAUCCUGAUGAAAACGAAACACCACAACAACAUUUGCUAGAACUAGUGGAAGUGCAAAUUAAAACAGAACCAGAAGUAACGGAAAUUUUAUGGAGUGAGACCGAAAAAGCUGAUCGUUCCUUUACGACUAACGUAAAACUUAAUAGAGCCAAGACAAUGGACAAAAAUACGUUAAGUAAUUGCCGUGUGGAAAAUAUAAGCAGUGAUGCUACCGACGUCUCGUCGGCCGUUGAAGAUGAUGUAGCAGAAGAAUUCAAUUUGCCGCUUAAAGCAUUGGCCGUGCGUUGCGAUGUUUGCGAUAAAGUGUACGAGAAUGCAGCAGCUUUGAAAAAACAUAAAACAUACACUCAUAUGCCAGACGAACAAAAGAUACCUUGUGCAUUAUGCAAUUUUAAAACUAGCCGCACGUCAGCAAUUAAGGUUCAUUUAAGAAACAUGCAUGGUCCGGAAACUGUAGAUAAAUAUUUUAAGCCUAUCACUGUUUUUAAAGGCAGUUUCUGUUGUACCUUAUGUCCUAAGCGAUACAGUCGCAAAGGCGAUUUGCAAAGACACGUUAAGCAAGUACACAUUAAUGGUGAGAACAUCAUUAAAAACCCAAAGUCAGCCCGUAAAACUAAAAAGGGAUUAGUUCGGACCUAUUUAUGCACGUUUUGCGGUCAGUCAUUUGGCAGAAAGAGCACGUUAAGCACACAUGUCCGUAUACAUACUGAUGAUAGACCAUACAAAUGUGAAUUCUGUGAAAAAACUUUCAAAAGUUUAGUAAAUUUAAAAUAUCAUUUGGUAACGCAUAGCGACGAAAAACCACAUACUUGUUCCGAAUGUGGUAAAUCAUUUAAUCGUAAAGAUAAAUUGCGCAGGCACAUGCGAGUUCAUUCUGAUUUACGACGUUAUAAGUGUAGCGAAUGUGAAAAAUCAUUUAAAUAUUCCUGCGUGUUGAAAACUCACAUGCAAAUACAUUUAGGACGGGAUUCAUUCGCUAGCAAAUUUGGCGAUGACAAGCUUUCAUUAGCAAAAUCUCUAAGUACGCAGAGUGUGCCAAAUGAAAACGACUAAUGAAGGAAAUUCAAAUUUGAAAAUAUGAGGGGUUGUUAUUUCACUCUGACCUACAAUUGAUUAUUAUGAUAAGUCAUUUUUUAAAUAUAUUCUCCAAGUAAAUAA